Messenger RNA from Dioscorea cayenensis subsp. rotundata (Guinea yam), 2044 nucleotides. RefSeq names its product phosphoinositide phosphatase SAC8. The transcript has 20 exons. The coding region runs from base 58 to 1941 and encodes 627 amino acids. Gene Ontology annotation, cellular component: endoplasmic reticulum. Gene Ontology annotation, biological process: phosphatidylinositol dephosphorylation. The record is from RefSeq and is a predicted model, not a curated record. Gene Ontology annotation, molecular function: phosphatidylinositol-4-phosphate phosphatase activity. Lineage: Eukaryota; Viridiplantae; Streptophyta; Magnoliopsida; Dioscoreales; Dioscoreaceae.
UUUUCCCGGAAGUUCCUGUUUGCGUUUGCGAAACGGAAAACGAGUUCCCGUAGUUCCAUGGCCACUUCCCAGCUCCGCCGAGAUCUCCGAGAUCGUUUGUCGAAGGACCUCCCAAUCGCCUCAAGCUCCUCCAAAAUGGAAGAAGAGAAGCUCUGCAUCGAUAGCGGAGUGGCGCCGGUGAGAAAGAGAAGCUCUUGUUGCCGGGAGAUGCUUCUAUUGGAAUUCCCUGAUAAGUUUGUCAUCAGAUCGACCGAUCUCGAGUCCCCCGACCUCGCCUUCUCCGUUGGCCGAUCUGAUGGCUUCUUGCACCCCCUCUCUAUUGAGGAUUCGAGCUGUGCAAAUCCUAGUAAAGUCAUGACUAUUUAUGGAGUGGUUGGGACUAUACGAUUACUUGCAGGAAUUUACGUGCUUGUUAUCACGGCUCGGGAGGAAAUGGGCACUUAUCAUGGUUUCUCUGUUUUUCGUGUGAAGUCUCUUAAAUUUAUUUGCUGCAAUGAGGCCUUAAGGCAUUCAACCUCACAAGAAAAGAGGGAUGAGGCUUACUUCAUGACUCUUUUGAGAACUAUUGAAUCGACCACUGGAUUAUAUUACUCCUAUGAAAUGGAUCUGACAUUGAAUUUACAAAGGACAUGCAAGUUAGCUGAGGAAAGGGUUUACAAGCCUCUUUGGAAACAGGCUGACCCUCGCUUUGUGUGGAACCGGAACUUAUUGGAAGAGCUUAUUGAAGCCAAGCUUGAUUCCUUCAUCAUCCCCAUGAUUCAAGGAAGCUUUCAGAUUGCGGAAUUCACCAUUAAAAAUUUGUCUGCUAAAAUUACAUUGCUAUCCAGAAGAUGCAACCGGCGUCUAGGUACCAGAAUGUGGAGAAGAGGAGCCAAUCUUGAAGGCGACACGGCUAAUUUUCUAGAGACUGAACAGCUGCUGGAGUUUGAGGGCUUUAAAUCUUCGUUUUUACAGGUUCGAGGUUCUAUUCCCCUUCUCUGGGAACAAAUUGUAGACCUGAGUUACAAACCGCAACUUAACAUAAUAAGCCAUGAAGAGACGCCAAAGGUUGUCGAGCGCCAUUUUCAUGAUCUUGAACAAAGAUACGGAGAGAUAGUGGCUGUUGACUUAACUGAUAAACAUGAUGAUGAAGGCCAGCUAAGCAGUGCCUUCGCUGCUGAAAUGGAUAAACUUCCACAUGUGAGAUAUGUUUCUUUCGACUUCCAUCACUUCUGUGGCAAGGGCAACUUUGAUAAUCUGCAACUCCUCUAUGAUCAAAUCUUCGAAGAUGUUGAAAAACAAGGAUAUUUUCUAAUCAACUCCGAAGGAGCAAUACUUCAAGAGCAAAGUGGAGUAGUCAGAGCUAAUUGCAUUGAUUGCCUGGACCGUACUAAUGUUACUCAGAGCUAUUUGGCAAGGAAAUCAUUGAAUUCACAACUGCAAAAAAUGGGGGCUUUUUCUUCAAAUGAAUGCAUUUCCAUGCAUCCCGAAAAUUUUGAAAUUUACAAUAUAUUAUGGGUCACACAUGGAGAUGAGGUAAGCUUGCAGUAUUCUGGAACUCAUGCUCUAAAGGGGGACCUAGUCAGAUAUGGAAGACAGACCUUUUCCGGAUUGAUCAAGGAUGGGAUGAGUGCUCUUUCUCGAUAUUACUUGAACAACUUCCACGAUGGAAUUCGUCAAGAUGCAUUAGAUCUCAUCAGUGGCCAUUAUAACAUCAACAAAGACGCACCGUCUCCGUUCCAGUUGAAUGGAUUCGAAUCAUUAUCAUAUCUCCCAGUAGCCUCAGUUCUGAUCGUCGGAGGCCUUACAGUAACUACAUUCACGCUUAAUCAAGCCGGCCGGAAUGCGCAUCACUUCUUUUCUACUGUACUUUGGGCUGGUUUGACUGCUGGUGUGAUGGCUGUAGUGAAAGCUAAUGGAAAACAGUUUUGUUCCAGGCCUCGUCUUUGUGGUCUCUUGUAAAAUAUACUCAUAUUAUUGUACUUUGUAAUCUUAUUUUCUCUACAUUAAAUUAAACUGUAACUCAAUUAUUAUUUCAUAAUCAGAUUAUAAAUCCUUGUAUUUA